Solenopsis invicta (red fire ant) is the source of this 6806-nucleotide messenger RNA. RefSeq names its product (E3-independent) E2 ubiquitin-conjugating enzyme. The record is from RefSeq and is a predicted model, not a curated record. Lineage: Eukaryota; Metazoa; Arthropoda; Insecta; Hymenoptera; Formicidae. The transcript is spliced from 8 exons. The coding region runs from base 321 to 4346 and encodes 1341 amino acids.
GGCCCUUGAAUCUCAAGGCUUGAAAUGUACAAAAUGCAAAAGAAUGCAGUUAUAGCGCGAUGCGUGUGCCUGUGCGACGCGUGACCUGUCAACGUCGACGUUGACGUCGUCGUCAUCGUCGUCGCCGUCGUCGGCUCGACUCGGCUCGGCUGCCGAGCCUCGGCCGCGUUCGGUACCGCUCGACUCUCUCUGAGGGAGUACAGCGCCGGUGAGCGAGCGCUGGUGAGUGCUGGUGAGCGCCGGGCUCGGCCAUCGACGGCCACCGAGGAGAACGAGGAGUCUUGGAACGGUGCGGUCGUCAUCAGGCAGGGUGAGGAAAAAUGGCUGCCGCGGCGAAUGUUGCGCCGGAGAAUCAGUACUUCUACGAGGAUGUCGUCUAUCGCAUGGACAAACGGGGCAACGUCGUCUUCGGCAUCGUCAUGGAGAACGAUGACCUGGACAUGUCCGAGGAGAGCAGCGACAACGAGGAGAACCUGCCGAAGCGCAAGAAGGGCGAGAUCCGGAUGAUCUGGCAUCCGUCCGGCGUCGAGGAGUUGGUCAACUGCAAGAAGGUUCAUCUGGCUGAUAGGACACUCAUGCCUGGAGAUGUAGUUCGUAGGAUGAUCAAGGGAAAGGACACACAGAGAGGCUACUGCAGGGAUGUAGAGUUGACAGCCUGUGUACAGGUCAUCGGUACCAAACAGGUUCUUACGGAUAUCAAAAGUGAAGAUCUGAUUCCAUUGCAGGAAUUUGCGACAGAUAUGGCAGUGUGCAUGGAUUCCUGGGUUGGUGGCAUUAGAAUGACGCACUUUAAAUUAUGGCUGGUAACACCAGAUGGAUCUCACUGUGUCAUAAAUGAGAUGGAUUCCUGUGUAUUGGGACAAUUGGAGGAGGCGCGAGAUAGCGACAAUGAUUUUCCACACCCAACUGAAUUCUAUCCUGGUCAGAGCCUGUGGGGACCGGUUCACUGCCUGGAGGAUGCACAGUGGAUUCAGUGCACAAAGGAGAUGAAGGCGAAGAGGAAAUUAAAACCGCAAAAAAUAACUAAAGUGAUCGUGGAAAAGGUGGAGACCGAUUGGAUAGGCGUGCAUUGGCAGUGCCGGGCAUACUCGAAAGACGGCGCCUGGUCCGAUCAGGCGCAGCCAAAAUUCGUGGUCGAGGGUGAAGACCUGAAAAAAUUGAAACUGUUAAACGUAUUUGAGCCCUCGACGGUACAGGUCGGCAAUCGUAAUUUUUACAUCAUUAAGGGUAACGAGAACGUUAUUACUCGUGAGCAGUGGCGAAAACAACAGAGGGAUAUUUAUCAAGUUCCUAAGCAAAGCCCAAAAAAGACGCGUCCAAAUAUCACAGUGACAAAGUUGGUGGACGAUAAAAAGAAGGAGCAGAAGAAGGAUAAAACGUCUGAUCAACAACCGACAGACGAGAACGGUCAAAGUAACGACGGUCAUUCUCAAGAUACAGUAAGCAACAACGUUUUGUUGCUGCCACCUCAAAAUCAACACGCUGAAAGUUCGGACGAGUGGGAUACAGAAGAUACGGGUUCGCAAAGUGAUUCUGCUUCGGUCUCUAGCUGCUGUUCUAGCAUGUCAUCAGUGGGAAAGAAAAAGAAGGGACCUGCAUUGAUGACGAAAGUGCUGAAGAAAAAGAAAUUGCGAAAAGCGAAAAAGAAAGUUCCGCCUGUUCCAUUAAUUGCUGGGACUAAAAUAGUCGUAGAAACAUUGUCCACUAAUACAAAAGCGAAUGUGGUGUGGCAAGAUGGUUCAGUAGAAUUUGGAAUACCAUCUACACAAUUAUAUCCAAUUCAUCACUUGGAUGAUAAGGAAUUUUUCCCAGGUGACUUUGUUGUAGAUCAAAAAGAAGAAUCUAGAAUGUAUGGUGUUGUACAAAGUGUUGAUCAUCAAGGCCGUACUGCCAAAAUAAAAUGGUUCCGUACAUAUACUUCUAGUCAAAAUCCAGAGCCAAUUUUUCUGGAGGAGCGUGAAGUGAGCGUUUAUGACUUGAAGGAUCAUCCGGACUUUCAGUACAGACCAGGAACUCUGGUAAUUCGAAUAGCAAAUUUCGAAGGUGAAGACGCCGGAUGUACGGCUGGUCAAGUGUUAGAUAAUUAUCCAGAAGGACGAGUGAAAGUAUGGUGGAUCGACGAUCACAUUAGCAUGUGCUGGCCUCAAGAUCUGUACAAGGUUGGCGAGUACGACAGCGAUGAAGGGGAACUAUGGGACGACGUAUCGUCCGAUUCGUCGUGGGAGACGGAACUUGAAGAUUGCUUUAUCGCGGAUAACGAUGGCACCGAGCAGACGGAAUUGGAUAACAUAAAACCAAAAUUGGCGGCGCACAUCGAGAAAGCCAGAAUUGCAAUGUCAAGAUUGGAAGAGAUUUUUACACAAAACCCAUCUCUGCAGACAACCGAGGUGAUGAGGAAACUCCUCGAGGUCUACAAAGAUUGUCGUUACAUGGAUAAACUGAUGGGUACCGCAUUUUUCCACGAGUGCCACUUCCAAGGACUUCUCGAGCGAGUGAGAGAACGCGGCAGAGCGAACGUCGCGCAGCGCAUGGCGGAUCAAGUCACAAGGCUCUUUACGCCCAAAUCCGAAUGUCCGGAAGAUUCCGGAAUAGAUAAAGACGAUUCGAAGAAAUCGAGCAAUGGCGAAGAUCCGUGUGAGAUUAGCGUAGCGGAGAAGCAAAUCUCCACAAUUAUCAACGAAUCGCAGAACGACAAUACACCAAGUAUCGAAAGCAAUGCGAAAAAACAGAACGGUGAGGAGAAUAUUAAUCAAUUAUUCAUAUGUCCCAAUCCCAAUCCCGAGGAUUCUGGAUUAUACUCAGCGGAAAACUCAAAGAAGGAGUCGGGCUCGAGCGAGUCCAGCGGGGAAUUUCUUAUAAGUGAGGACGUCAAUAACGUUCCAGAGUGCUCGUCUACAAUAAACGGUAUGACCUCACCCGAGAAAACUGAGGUGAAUAAAGUGAAAAAAGUGCCGACGAGUUUGUUGACCUCUCAGAGCAUCGGUACGUCACAAGUAUGCGUCAAACUUUGUAAUUUGAUAAAAGCACAACUUGUAUUGGCGCACGCCGAGGUGUCCAAGAGAUUUGGUUUAGGAAAGAUGUCACUGUCGGACGCGGAGAAGACUUCGUCCCCGCGGAAAAAGCAGAAGGGCGAGGAGGAGGAACGUCCGAGCGAAACAUUGACGGAUCCGUCCUGUUCUAUCGAAAUUCCACCGACCGUUUACACCGAGGGCGAGGGUUUCUCCAUCGAAGAGACUGCACCCGACAGUCACAAAUUCAAGCUGACCAUGUUUCAGCCCACCGACCUCACCAACUUUUUCCGUACGGUCUCCAAAGAAUUGAAGCUGCUGAAGAGCUCGCUUCCGCCAGGUGUCUGGGUAAAGGGAUUUGAGGACCGUAUAGAUCUAUACUCCGUGAUGUUUCGUGGCCCCGAGAAGACGCCCUACGAAGACGGCCUCUUUCUUUUCGAUUUCCAAUUGUCCGCUGAUUAUCCGGCCGCACCGCCCCUCUGUCAUUACAUAUCCUACUGCAGCGACCGGCUGAAUCCUAAUCUCUACGAGGAUGGGAAAGUGUGCGUAAGUCUGUUGGGUACCUGGUCCGGUCGUGGCACGGAGAUGUGGACAAGCUCAUCGACUCUGUUACAAGUGAUAGUCUCAAUACAAGGUCUGAUACUCGUGAGCGAGCCGUACUUUAACGAGGCUGGCUUCGAAAAACAGAAGGGCUCACAGCAGGGACGUGAAAACUCGAGGAUGUACAACGAGAUGGUGGUGUUGAAGCUGGUGCAAGCACAGACUAAAUUGCUGCUGUAUCCACCGCCUGUAUUUAAGGACAUAAUCAUCGCGCACUUCAAAAAACACGCCGAGAAGUUGCUACAGAGAGUGGAGCUAUGGAUGGAGAUAUCUGAGCAACAUAACAAUCAGCAUCCACUGUCUCCGGUUACUCCCACCACGUUUAAAAAAAUUGCAGAUAUUGAUGAGAAAGUAUUGCCCGAGUUCCCACUCAUCCCGGCGUCGCGCGGUUUUUGCAUAACUCUCCGCAAGACUUUAGCGACGUUUAAAGCAGUGCUCAUUAAACAAAGUAUAAUACAGAGGUCGGAUGACUGGCAGGACAAUGAAAACACCACGGAGUUAAUAAAUAAUAUUACAAAUCAGUGCCAAGAAACGUCUGAAUCUGUUGACGGUGAAGCAACAGAAUGUGACGAGAGUAAUAGUAACAGCAAUAGCAGCAGCAAUACGCAAGAGAAUAGCAAAAAGCUGACCUUAAAUGGCAAUCAGUUCAAGGAAGCGAUGUUACCUUCCGCAACGAAUAGUUCCGCCGCGGCGCCGAGUGAAACGAAAAAGAAUACUUCGAGCCAAAACACCAGCUAGCCACAAGGUAAAAGUAAGCAUAAGUUGAAAUGCUUAGCCCGUUUAAAUUAUAUGGCUAUUCGGUAAUAAAAGAGAUAUAAAUAUAUUUAUUGGAAUGCAUAUAUAUAUAUGUAUUCUAUAUUAUAUAUAUUUAUAUAUAAAUAAUAUAUAUACGUAUAUAUUUAUUUAUAAUAUAUAUAUAUUAUGUAGAUAUAAAAUAUAUGUAGUCUAUAUACAUAUAUAUAUACAUUCUCUAAUUUAUUGCAAACGGAAUUUUGAAUCACACACACACACACACACGCGCGCGCGCGCGCGCGCGCGCACGUAUACACACACUUGCGAUAUCUAUCUAUUGAUGGUAUUUAAUAACAAUGCGAUAAUUCCUAACAAAAGCUCCACGACAAUUGUUGCUCCACUGCUAGAGAAGUGUUUUGAGAAUAACCACGAGAAUAACCAUAGCGACACCUAAAAAGCGCGAUUAUAGUUAUAAAAAGAAAUGCAACGUGCGCACACGUACAUACAUACACGCACAUACAUGAUUUCGUAUACUAUCUAGACGAACUGUGAAAUUCACAUUGACAUCCGGGCGUCAACGUAAAAAAAAAGGGGAAAGAAACCUAUGUAAUACUGUUCUCGCAUUUAGUUCUGUACUUUUGAAGCGAAGGUAUUAUUUGCAUUGUCUAUGACAAAUAAAAGAAGGUAGGUUUAAUCUCAAUCUAACGAAGAAAAAAUAUAUAUAUAUCUUAAGAUAUAUAUAUUUUUUGCGAUAGUGCAGAAAUAUGAGGGAAAUUUACAUUUCUGUAAAAAAAAGGGAGAAAACAGCUAUGAAAGAUAAAGAUCAGUAACAAUAUGUUAGAUUGAUGAGAAAAUGUAAUAGGAAUUUAAAAGGUAACAAUACGUUGAUUCUGCGCAGCGCAUUUUCACGACUGCACUUUCACUAAUAAACUAUUAUCGGAAUCGUAAAUAGGUCGGUUAUUCUUGUCCAGGUACGUCUUGAAGUUAUUAUGCCAUCCAAGUAUUACGACUAUUCUCAAGCGAAGUGACUUUAAUCGCAGGCGUGUGAGAGGCAUAGCUUAGAAAAAAAAAUUCAUAUCUAGAUGAGAUCUCCACAAUGGCUAUGUCCGAUAUUAUGAAUUUUCUUAGCAUAGCUUGUAAAGGAUAGAAAUUUAGAAAUGAAACGCAUUAUCUUUAUUGUUAAUCUUCCGUUGUCGAGAUUUUCCAUACAUUCAACGGAGACAGUCUCCUUUCAUUCCUAUUAUUUUUUGAAGUAUAUCGCGAGGAAGGACUGAAUGUUUUAUUUCAGUAUAUCGUUUUAAUAAUUAUUAAUACUUAAUCGUGUUAAUAUGUUAAUAAAGGUGCACCGUAAACGUUAUACAUAUGCAUAUAUAUACAGUAUUAUUUAUUUGUUUUGUUUAGCGAUUUGUGCGUAAGGUAUCUUGGGCGAGGGAGUUGUUUUCUGCUGAAGUAUAUAAUUUAUGAUACUCAUAAAAAAAUGAUAGCAAGAUCAAAAAAAUAGGAAAGAUCUCCCAGAUCGAUUAAUUCAGAGUCGUGGCGCAAAACGCUAGUGUAAUAUUCAAAUAUUCGUCAGAAAUUGUUCUUUUUCUCUCGUCCUUUCUUACGAUCUCUCACAGGAAAUGUGUACUCGCUGUCGUUCAAUCGAUUAACGGAGCUUUCAAAGCGUCGAAUUUCCUACACGUCUUCGCUUAGUGAAAGACAGAUAGGAAACGCUCUGCGAGAAGUUUACGUGGUGCUGAGUAAAAUUAUAUUAGAAAAGACACAGGAAGAUGUCUACGGUCCUUGUUACGACUGUAAAUGAGUAUAUGCUAGUAGAAGCGAAGAGAGGCGCGUUGUGCGAAGUCGCCGAAACGUGAAACGGAAUUUGGAAUGCCUUGUAUAUGUGCCAGCUAUAUUUGUAUUGAUUACGGUAAUAAUAUCUGUGAGCCGCGUUCGAAGUUUUAUUUCACGUCGCACUUUUUCGAAAGAAAAAGGAAAAAGAGAUACUUGGCGAGAGAGAGAAAGAAAAGGGGCCGCCUGAAUGUGUUAGCGAACUACCACAAUCACAGUCGAUGCUAACUUCCAAGCGUAAAGCGUACACGUAAAAAAAAAGAAUGUAUUCUAGUCUAACGUGAAGUGUAUAUGGCGGAUUUUUAUUUAAUUUUUUUUUUUUUAUUUAUUUGAGACUAUGUUCUUCCCGCCUCUCUCUCAACGCUUUUUCGUUCACUAUCACUUAUUCGUCGUAAGUCCCCGCAUCUUAAAUUAAAUUCAAAAUUAUUUACUCUUAUUCUGAAAAUUGUUUUACAUCUGCGAAAUUCAGUUUUUGAAGGCGUGCACACACAUACACAUUCGUUAAGCUCAACUCGUUAUUUCAUCGACUACUGCAUUCGUAUCGAUCGAAUCGAAUAAUUGCAAUAAUUCUGUAAUAAUUUGCUAUGGAUGUAAUUCAGUUUCCUUAAUUUGGAUCAAUAAAAGAUCAUAAAAGAA